This is a messenger RNA of Chroicocephalus ridibundus (black-headed gull), 5306 nucleotides long. It is a transcript of the gene PISD, whose product is annotated as phosphatidylserine decarboxylase. Gene Ontology annotation, cellular component: mitochondrion. NCBI's taxonomy places the organism in Eukaryota, Metazoa, Chordata, Aves, Charadriiformes, Laridae. Gene Ontology annotation, biological process: phosphatidylethanolamine biosynthetic process. Bases 1343 to 2728 code for a protein of 461 amino acids. The transcript has 7 exons. The record is from RefSeq and is a predicted model, not a curated record. Gene Ontology annotation, molecular function: phosphatidylserine decarboxylase activity.
UUUUCUUCCUAUAACUUUCUUAGAGACAUUAUGUAGCUAAUAGCUUGAGCUGAUUAACGCCUUAGCGUCUCUUACUGUGAAUACUAGUGAGGAUCAGCUUUCAUUUAAUUAGAUGAGGUAAAGCAGAGGGCUUGGAGGGAGACAGGUAGAUCUUUAUCAGAUGGAUGGAAGCUUAUUGUUUCAAAUCCUUGCUGUCACAGAACAUUUCCUGGCCAGGAUCUGCAUGCAUGGCAUGCCAUUCAUAUGCUAAUUUACAGGCAUUUUGCCUCUUCUCACCUGGCUGGGCAGUGUUGAUACAGGAUUGAAGAAUUACUCGGGGAAACCUUCACCAAAGAGUGAGGCUGGGUGGGUGAACAGAGGGACCAGAUGAACAAGUUUUUCUCUAGAGAGGAACUUCUUGUAGCUGUCCUUUGGUUCCAUAGUUUGUUCUGUUUUGUGUAAGCAAAAAGCAGUUUGUUGGCAUGACGUGCAUCAGGAAAAACACAGUGAACCUUUAAGGGAAGUGAGCUGUAGUGACAUCUGAUAAUACAGAUGGCAGAUUAAUACACAGUUCUGUCCUGUUUGAACCUCAGCUUCUUGUCAUGGGCCACAGUUCUUAAAAACAGCUUAAUACAGUGAGGAAGUACUGGAGUAUAGGUUUAGGAUCUUGAUUCUCAGUCAUCCGCCUAUUGAUAUUAAAAACGGCUUGUAUUUAUGUAACAGAGGACACUGGAUGCUGUUCUGGCAGUACAAUACGGAAGGAGCUUUUCUUGGCCCAGAGGGGACAGACAUUUAGUAUUAUGGUAAGAGGUGUGUAUCAAGUUCAGGAAAGGGCUAAUAAUGGAAAAAUCUCUGAUACUUUUUUAAUCUAGUUUUGGAAGAAUGAAACAUAAUCUCCAGCUGGUUGGUCUCUUGUUCUUCAUUCCUGCUCACAAGUUCUGAUGUUUGGAGUUUUAUUUGAGCAAACAUGCAAUUUCAAAAAAAAUUCUUGUAGAGUGGUCCAAUGUGCGUGACAAAGAUGGUCAGAAAAUGUUAAAAGGGGUGAAAUUUUAGCAACAUCACAAUGUGUGAAGGGUGUGACAGUGUAAAUGAUUUUCUUAGGUGUCCUGGGAAACUGAACUGAGUGAAAUCAGUAUUUUUUUUAAUCAGACCUGUGAGAUGCCUUUUUGACUGUGAAAGUCUGUUCUCUCUCGUACAAUCUCUUGAGCAUCUUCCUGGGAUUACGGAGCAAUUAAACUGCGUUUUGGGAGCGCUUUGUGACGCUGCAGUGCACUUUCUUGCUUUGGCUGAAAACGCCUGUGUCGAUUUGUGUUGCACACCAGCACAGUUGCACACCACCGUGGAACGCCCGGGCAGCCGGGUGAUGAGCAGCGCCCACACUAUCGCCUUGUUCCCUGCCACAGUCUGGUGUCCCUGGGGUCUUGCCCGGCGGCUCCUCGGGAAGCUUAGCAGUGAUGCCGGCAUCUCCCUGCUCCCGGUGCCCGACAGCGCCUGGGUGCCCUCCGGGGCAGAGCCCUUCCCUGGACUGCGGGCCCCCGCUGCCGCCGGGUUGCGCUCCCUUCCGCUUUCUCUUCCUUUUCGUUUCUCCUGCCCUGGCUCCUCCUCCGAAGGGGGCCGGGGCCCUGCGGGGAGGCAGCCGCUUCGGAGGGCCAGUGGCUGGGAGGGGAGGCGGGGGAGGGCCCCGCGCCGCUUCCUUAAGGCGAGGGCCGGCCGGCAGCGAGCGGCAGCGCCUGCAGGGCCGGCGGGGUGCCCUGCCCGGCUGGGAGGGCGGGCGAGCAUCGCGUCCGGGCGAGGGGGAGCGAAAAGCCGGGAAGGAGGAGAGGGCGCUGGGCGGCAUCAGGUUGCUCUGUACAAAUCGGUACCAACUCGACUGCUCUCACGAGCCUGGGGUCGCCUGAACCAGGUGGAGCUGCCUACAUGGCUCCGGAAGCCUGUUUACAGCCUGUACAUCUGGACGUUUGGAGUGAACAUGAAGGAGGCAGCUGUGGAAGACCUGCAUCACUAUAGAAACCUCAGCGAGUUCUUCCGCAGGAAGCUGAAGCCACAAGCACGACCAGUCUGCUGUUUGCACAGUGUGAUUAGUCCCUCUGAUGGAAAGAUCCUUAAUUUUGGACAGGUAAAAAACUGUGAGGUGGAGCAAGUAAAAGGGGUUACUUAUUCUCUGGAAUCUUUCUUGGGACCUCGCAUCUGCACAGAGGAACUGCAUUUUAGCCAGGCCCCACCUGGUAACUCUUUUCAGCAACAACUGGUCACAAAAGAGGGGAAUGAGCUCUAUCACUGUGUGAUCUACCUUGCACCAGGGGAUUAUCACUGCUUCCACUCCCCCACUGACUGGAGAGUGUCACACCGACGUCACUUCCCAGGCUCUCUGAUGUCUGUGAAUCCUGGAGUUGCUCGCUGGAUCAAGGAACUGUUCUGCCACAACGAACGGGUUGUCCUUACGGGUGACUGGAAACAUGGCUUUUUCUCUUUAACAGCUGUAGGAGCAACAAACGUGGGCUCCAUCCGCAUCUACUUUGACCGGGACCUGCAUACCAACAGUCCACGCUACUCUAAAGGUUCCUACAAUGACUUCAGCUUCAUAUCCAACAACAACAAGGAGGGAAUCCCCAUGAGGAAAGGGGAACAUUUAGGGGAAUUUAACUUAGGCUCUACGAUUGUACUGAUCUUUGAGGCACCCAAGGACUUCAAAUUCCACCUUAAAGCCGGACAGAAAAUCCGCUUUGGAGAAGCACUGGGCUCUCUAUAGAAGAAGGUUUUCUAUACAAAGGGACUCUUACCACACCACUGAGUGUUUCACUUAAAAAAGUUAUGUAUCACUCAGCAGGACCUGGGUGAGGAAAACAGACAUCAUUGCUAUGUUUAACUUGAAGUAUUUGGUCUACAUGUACAUGCUGCUGAAUGCAGAAAAAGAAUUGAAAGACCAGAGAUGUAUCAGGUACAGCUGCCUUUGGAGAUGUUGAAUUUGGAGGUUUCUGUCCUACCCUGUGCCUGUAGUCUUUCAUGUUCUCCCCUCGCUGUGCCACAGGAUAAUUAUGUUCUUAGAGCCUGUAAGUCCCUUUUAAGCCUUCCUAGGCUGUGCAGGUGCAAUGGGGAAGGGUGGAGGUAGAGACUGGCUGUAUUUAAAGGGCCAUUGACAGGCUGAGUCAGACCUUGCACCUUAUAUCUGCAAUAUCUGUUUUUCAGACCUUGAGUAAAGAAUGUGUUCUCAUAUUUAUUUUAUUCCAAGUGUCUCUGCUGAAGUUCUUACAUAAAGGCAGCCUGUGAAUGCAUAGAGCGCCAAACAGUUAAAUGGGCUAGUAUGGCUUCACAGUCCGAACUAAGCAAAGUGUACCACAGACAGCAUCCGUACAAUAACUUACACUCAUCCAGGUUUUCUACCGUUAGGCAACUUUAAUUCUUUUACCUGACACUGUCCCUUUAAAAAUUGACUUGACAGUGUGUUUUAAACCUGAAAACACUGUGUCUACAUUCCAUAUGAUAAAACUGGUCAUCCUGGGAUUGUCUUAAAAAAAAAAAAAAAAAAAGGCAGACAAAGCUGUGCAUCCUAUUCCUAAUUCAUGGUUUUAUCUUGUUAUUCCAGGCCUUAAAGAUUUUGUUUGUAAUAGAGACAGUUACUUCACCUCUUGGAUUAAAGGGUUAGAAGAGAGGGGGAAUGUUUUUCUUGCAUGAUGCAAUGAGAUGGUAGCCAAAAUAUGUUUUUACUUUCUGCAAUAUCACCGUUGUUGCUUUGUCGCUAAAUUAUUGAAGAAUUAAUUACUCUAUUUACAGAACAGUUUCAGAUACUACAGGACCAAUUUUUAUUGCACGGAGUGAAAUGCCCUAUGCAUUGACUGUGUGUAAAACUUACAGAUCUUUGAAGCAAUCCCAGGUUGCCUCCCAGGUGCCAACCUGGCCAUCCUAUAACGGACUGGCAACAAUUUCAUCUCAUUCAAAAUACAAACACCCCACCCCCCCACUGGCUCUGACUUCUGCCCACAUACUUAAUGCUAGGAGUGUGCUGAAGCUUCAUCCUACAGCAAAACCUUAGAGCUUCUUUGUAACUUCACAUCAAGAAGAGUUAAAAUUGACACCUCGGAUUUGUUGAAUGUGGCACUACAUGGCACUAACAGGGACUGGUGCCAAAGUAAAGGAGAGGAAUUAAGUUUUAAAGCAAUGUAUCAAUUGUUUUUAGAGAAUAAACUGUUUCAAGACCAGGCACUCAAACAUUUAGGACUGAUUUUGCUGUCCAGAGCUUGUUGGAGUGGACAUGCUUAUGAAACCUGCCUUUCUGCUCUCUGAAAGAUUUCUCAUGCUACUUCCUUGCUUGAGCCUUGGGUGUUUUUUUCUGCUACUUCAAGGAGAUGGUAGGCUUUAACCAGCUCUGAUUUCUUAAAGAAAAAAACUUAAUCUUUUUUGUAUGCACUGCAGAAAAUAGAAUAUAAUUUUGUUGUACAAAUGUCCAGUUUGCCAAGUCCUGUAUGCUUAGCUUGUCAUCAGGAAGAAGAGAUGAUAAACCGCCUCGAAGUGAUGUAGCCCAGCCAUGACUCAGAUGAUGGUGGCUGUUUGGGUGACAAGCAGGAGAAAAUUCAUUUGGCUCCGAGAGUCAGUUUCCACACUUUGCACAGUGGAGGAGUUUGAAAGCUUGAAGUGGCUCUCAGCCACCUAUCUUGUUCAGCUUCUUGGUAUUAGCAAGUUUACUCCUGCAGCAGUAUAUUGCCAUAUACAGGUUAUAGAAAUGUGCACUUUUUUAAACCAGUGAGAGUAAGAAAAGACUAAGGCAAACAUCAAUCCCAAGAGGAUAAAGCUAUGACUAGACUUUAGACUUAACUUCAAUGUCAUGUUAACAGUAGAAAGCAAAUUUUUUCCAGUGGAUGAGAGAAAAGACUGAAUCUUUUCACCCUUUUCCACUGGGGCCUAUGGCAUCCAGACACAGCCAAAGCAACUUCAAGCUUUAAUUUCUUCCUACCCAGCAUCAUCAUCCACAGUAUCUGAAGGUUAUUGUUAGCCUAGUAAUGGAUGAUGGGUUACCAGAUGUUUGCUUUAUUAGAAAUCUAAGGAGGAAAAGAUUCAGCAUGGAAGUGGCUGGUUUUGUGAUGGUCUUAAUACUGUGCAGAGCUAGCUGAUUAACAAACAUUACUUGUUCUGCAGCGGUCAGCAAUGCGCCCUGGAAGUGAAAGCCAAGUUCCUAGAGGGUACUGAUAAUGCUGUGAAUUUCUCCUGCACGGAGAAUCCAUUUAAUUCAACUGUAUCAGUAGCACAGUAUUUUUGUAUGUCAAAGUGUAUGACUUACUGACAUGAACUCAUUUAAUUGCAAACAUUUUGAAAUAAAGAGUCUUAUCAGCAUU